Messenger RNA from Fomitopsis serialis, 1748 nucleotides. Its product is annotated as CK1/CK1/CK1-G protein kinase. Gene Ontology annotation, cellular component: nucleus; cytoplasm. Gene Ontology annotation, biological process: endocytosis; peptidyl-serine phosphorylation; signal transduction. The record is from RefSeq and is a predicted model, not a curated record. The coding region runs from base 83 to 1630 and encodes 515 amino acids. The transcript has 9 exons. Lineage: Eukaryota; Fungi; Basidiomycota; Agaricomycetes; Polyporales; Fomitopsidaceae. Gene Ontology annotation, molecular function: protein serine/threonine kinase activity; ATP binding.
AGGCAACGGUUACAGGAGAGGUCGACGUCGGGCCUCUGGCCUUCCCGCUUCUCCCUCCUCGCCGUCAAGCCCACUGCCCGACAUGGCCUCGCACGCACACUCAUCCUCCUCCACUGCGAACAUCGUCGGCGUCCACUACCGCGUAGGCAAGAAGAUCGGCGAGGGCUCCUUCGGGGUCAUCUUUGAAGGCACAAACCUCCUCAACUCGCAGACUGUCGCCAUCAAAUUUGAACCGAGGAAAGCGGAGGCGCCGCAGCUUCGAGACGAGUGCCGGUCGUACCGAAUAUUGGCAGGAUGCCCGGGGAUCCCGCAAAUCUACCACUUCGGCCAGGAGGGUCUCCACAACAUCCUGGUCAUCGACCUCCUCGGGCCCUCUCUCGAGGACCUGUUCGACAUGUGCGGGAGGAAGUUCUCGAUCAAGACGGUCUGCAUGGCCGCGCGGCAGAUGAUCACUCGCGUACAGACAAUACACGAGAAGAACCUCAUCUACCGCGACAUCAAGCCCGACAACUUCCUCAUCGGCCGGCCGAGCACUAAGGCUGCUAAUGUCAUUCAUGUGGUGGACUUCGGUAUGGCCAAGCAGUACCGGGAUCCCAAGACGAAGCAGCACAUCCCGUAUCGUGAACGGAAGAGUUUGAGUGGUACGGCGCGGUACAUGAGUAUCAACACCCAUCUGGGUCGAGAGCAGUCCCGUCGGGACGACCUCGAGUCAUUAGGUCAUGUCUUCAUGUAUUUCCUGAGAGGGAGCCUGCCAUGGCAGGGUCUCAAAGCCGCUACCAACAAGCAGAAGUACGAGAAAAUCGGGGAGAAGAAGCAGACGACACACAUUAAGGACCUCUGCGAUGGGUUCCCGGGUGCGUCGUGUUUGCUUGCCCUACCGGCCCAGCUCAUUGUCUGUCCAGAGGAGUUUGGCAUCUACCUCAACUAUGUUCGAAAACUGGGCUUCGAGGAAACCCCCGACUACGACUUCUUGCGCGAGCUCUUUGUGAAGGUCAUGAAGAACAACAAUGACGUCGACGAUGGAGUGUAUGAUUGGAACCUGCUUAACGGUGGGAAAGGAUGGGAAGCCUCAUUGGGCCAGAACCAGAUCCUCUCUCAAAUCCAGAACACGUCUCCGGGCCCGGGCCAGGAUCGUCGUCGGGAUGUGGACCGCCAGGCUCGCGAUGACAGACGGAGAGUGUCGCAGGCUGGCCAGGGCGUUGUGCCUCCGUCACCCGCGCUUGUACGGCACGGGUCCAAGCACCGCGCAAUACCUGGGACGCCUGGCGGCGCGUCGACUCCAGGACCGAUUACACCCAUGUCUUCGGCCGCGGCUCAUGUGGAUGUCCCCAUCGGCACAAUGCAGCGUCGAAUCAGCCAGCAACCCAGCGCGCAACAUCCGUAUGCCAAUCCUGGACACGACUCGUUCGUGAGGGAAACGACGGUGGACGAGUAUUCAGCGACGCAGCAACCGUACGGCCGUGUAUCACCAAUGGUCUCCUCCGUCGGUGCGGCGCCCCCUGCUCUGAGCAACGUGCGCGCGCUGGGAGGCGAGGUGGGAGCGUCCAACGGCGCCGGAUACCAGGGCCAGUCCGAGGCGGAGCCGCAACAAAGCUCCCUCUGGAAGAUUCUUACAUGCCGGUGUGGCUGAGCCCUCCGUAGUUUUCGUUACGUUCUCUCGUCACCUCUGGAUCUCCACGCCGUCACGCUCACUCUCGCUACGCUCGCUACUGAUCUCGUCCACGUAUACCUGUCUGCACUUUCGUCAU